Molecule: messenger RNA, 1440 nt
Organism: Juglans microcarpa x Juglans regia
Lineage: Eukaryota; Viridiplantae; Streptophyta; Magnoliopsida; Fagales; Juglandaceae
Product: protein NEN4-like
Exons: 4
Coding region: 492-1205 (237 amino acids)
Molecular function (GO): 3'-5' exonuclease activity; nucleic acid binding
Source: RefSeq, a predicted model, not a curated record
AACUUUAAUUAUUAUUGCAGGAAUUCCGAUGGUUUACGCGUUCAAGAAUUCCGUGGCAGGAAACACAAAUAUUCCGUACGUGCCUGUGCCUUCUUUUGAUGGUAAACAUAUCCAAGUCACGUAAGCUGGUUGGAUGGUUGCAGGGAAUAUUCUUUCCCAGGGGACUUGGCUUUAAAUGUUUUAACAUCUUCAGUAAUUAACGAACUAUAUAUAAUACAUGAAGAAGAAAGUUUGAACUUUGAACUUUCCCAAAAAAGGUUUCGUAUAAAAAGUUUCUCCUUCAAGCUCAAAAGCAGUACAAGAGAUCAAGGCAGAAAUAUUCUUAAUGGUAAUAUUCCUGUCUACCUGGAAUUGCUUUGGAUUGAACAUCCUCAAGAAGUCAAUGAUCCCUUCAUCCAAAUAAACUAUUAACUUGAACUACACGAAAAUCAAUCUCAACAAGAAUUCUAUUUUUUCCACCCAUUUAAAACAAGAUGGCGAUGAUAUAGAACAUGAUCAACAAAAACCUGGCAACGAAAAAAAAAACAGGAAGUAGUGCAAAAAAGAAACUUGAAAUGGAGACCUCUACGUCAGGCAGAGAAGGUAAAGCAGAGAUUGUGUUCUUCGACAUGGAAACAACGGUACCCAACAGAGGUUGGAAACGGUUCUGGGUGUUGGAGUUUGGAGCAAUAGUGGUUUGCCCGCAUAAACUUGUUGAAAUAGAGAGCUAUAGCACGCUCGUGAGACCCAAGGAUUUGUCAGUGGUGUCAUUGAGGUCCGGACGAUGUGAUGGAAUAACUAGGAAAGUUGUUGCAAAUGCACCGGAUUUUGAAGAUGUUGCAGACAAGAUAUUCAGUAUUCUGAAUGGCAGGGUGUGGGCAGGCCACAACAUUCGAAGAUUCGACUGCAUUCGUAUUAAGGAGGCCUUUGCUGAGAUUGGAAAGCCUGCACCACAACCAGCGGGGAUGAUUGAUUCUUUAGGGGUCUUAACCGACAAGUUUGGCAGAAGAGCUGGAAAUAUGAAGAUGGAAACAUUGGCUGCUUACUUUGGGCUUGGGCAGCAAAAGCACAGGAGCCUCGACGAUGUCCGGAUGAACUUGGAAGUCCUCAAGCAUUGUGCAACAGUGCUAUUCUUGGAAUCAAGUCUCCCAAGCGCAUUGCAUGGCAAGUGGCAGCUGGGCUCUUCUACAGUUAUGACACGAAGUAGAACAAAUGGAAAAACAUGAUUGCCUUGCAGAUCAGAAGAAACUAACCGGAAAUCUACCCCAACCUGCACUGGAUAUGAGAGAGCAUGCAAUAGUACUUCCAGCUUAUACAUGCGGUAGUUUGCAUGGAAAAAUGUAUAUAGUACUUUUAGUUACACUUUAAUUUCUUUAAUUGGUAUGUAAUAUAUAUAUAUAUAUAUAUAUUUAUAUAUAUAUACACAUCGUGCAAUAUGAUUAAUCAUAUAUUGUUAUAAUU